Lizanozyma spartinae is the source of this 1563-nucleotide messenger RNA. RefSeq names its product acetyl-CoA hydrolase (gene ACH1). Gene Ontology annotation, cellular component: mitochondrion. Gene Ontology annotation, biological process: acetate metabolic process. Lineage: Eukaryota; Fungi; Ascomycota; Pichiomycetes; Serinales; Debaryomycetaceae. Gene Ontology annotation, molecular function: acetate CoA-transferase activity; acetyl-CoA hydrolase activity. The transcript has a single exon. The record is from RefSeq and is a predicted model, not a curated record. The coding region runs from base 1 to 1563 and encodes 520 amino acids.
AUGUCCGCUCUUCUUAAAUCCAGAGUUAGAUAUGCUCCUUACUUGAAGAAACUCAGAACCCCAGAACAAUGUGUUGAUCUCUUUAAGCAUGGCCAGUACCUUGGUUGGUCUGGUUUCACCGGUGUCGGUGCUCCAAAGGCCAUUCCAACAGCUUUAGCUGACCAUGUUGAAAAGAAUGACUUACAAGGUAAAUUGCAAUUCAAUUUGUUUGUUGGAGCUUCUGCUGGUCCCGAAGAAGGUCGUUGGGCCGAAAAUAACAUGAUCAUUAAAAGAUCUCCACAUCAAGUUGGUAAACCCAUUUCUGCUGCCAUUAACGAUGGUCGUAUGCUUUUCUUUGAUAAACAUUUAUCCAUGUUUCCUCAAGAUUUGACUUAUGGUUAUUAUACCCGUUUCAAGGAAAAUGACUUGUUGGAUUACACCAUCAUUGAAGCCACUGCUAUCACUGAAGAUGGUGCCAUUGUCCCAGGUCCAGCUGUUGGUGGAUCUCCUGAAAUGCUUUCAGUUUCUGAUAAGAUCAUCAUUGAAGUGAACACCAAGACUCCAUCUUUUGAAGGUAUUCACGAUAUUGACUUGCCAGUUAACCCCCCCCACAGACCUCCAUACUUGCAUACUUCCGUUGAUUACAAGACUGGUAGAACUGCUAUUCCAGUUGAUCCUGAAAGAGUUGUUGCUAUUGUCGAAUCUCAUGAAGGUGAUAAGGUUCCUGCAAAUACUCCAUCUGAUGCUAUGUCAAGAAAUAUCUCUGAUAACUUGAUUGAAUUCCUCGAACAAGAAGUCAAGUUAGGUAGAAUGCCUUACAACUUGCACCCAUUGCAAUCUGGUAUUGGUAACAUUGGUAAUGCUGUUGUCGAGGGUCUUGCUGGCUCUAACUUUAAGGACUUGAAUGUUUGGACUGAAGUGUUACAAGAUGGUUUCCUUGAUUUCUUGGAAUCAGGUUCUUUGAACUAUGCUACCGCUACUUCGAUUAGAUUGACUGAAGAAGGUUUCGAACGUUUCUACGCCAACUGGGAUGAGUUUACUUCUAGAUUGUGUCUUCGUUCUCAAGUUGUCUCCAACUCUCCUGAAAUUAUCAGAAGAUUAGGUGUCAUUGCCUUGAACACACCUGUUGAGGUGGAUAUUUACGCUCAUGCUAACUCCACCAAUGUUAACGGUUCUCGUAUGCUUAACGGUUUGGGUGGUUCUGCUGAUUUCUUGCGUAACGCCAAGUUAUCUGUUAUGCAUACUCCAUCUGCUAGACCAUCCAAGACUGAUCCAACUGGUAUUUCUUGUAUUGUUCCUAUGGCUACCCAUGUUGAUCAAACCGAACAUGACUUGGAUAUCAUUGUCACCGAUAUUGGUUUAGCUGAUUUGAGAGGUUUGGCUCCAAAGGAAAGAGCCCAAGAAAUUAUCAACAAGUGUGUUCACCCUGAUUUCAAGGCCCAAUUACAAGAUUACUUUGAUAGAGCUACUUUCUACGCUCAAAAGAAGAAGUGCUUACACGAACCACACAUCUUGAGAGAUGCUUUCAAGAUGCAUAUCAACUACCAAGACAAUGGUACCAUGAAGUUAUCCAGCUGGGAUUAA